This is a messenger RNA of Chaetomium fimeti, 1665 nucleotides long. RefSeq lists its product as uncharacterized. Gene Ontology annotation, cellular component: cytosol. The transcript is spliced from 5 exons. The record is from RefSeq and is a predicted model, not a curated record. Bases 1 to 1665 code for a protein of 554 amino acids. NCBI's taxonomy places the organism in Eukaryota, Fungi, Ascomycota, Sordariomycetes, Sordariales, Chaetomiaceae. Gene Ontology annotation, biological process: carbohydrate metabolic process. Gene Ontology annotation, molecular function: magnesium ion binding; phosphoglucomutase activity.
AUGGACGUAAAGACUGUUGAUUUCACACCCUUCACUGACCAGAAACCUGGGACCUCCGGCCUGCGCAAGAAGGUCACGGUAUUCCAGAAGCCGAACUACAGCGAGUCCUUUGUCGCAAGCAUCCUACUGUCCAUUCCCGAGGGCGCUGAAGAUGCCUUUCUCGUAAUUGGCGGCGAUGGGCGAUUCUGGAACCCCGAGGUGAUCCAGCUGAUCGCCAAGAUGAGUGCGGCAUAUGGCGUCAAGAAAGUUCUGAUCGGUCAGGAUGGCAUCUUGUCGACGCCAGCUGCCAGCCACCUCAUCCGCAAGCGCAAGGCCACCGGUGGCAUCCUCCUGACUGCCAGCCACAACCCCGGCGGGCCCCAGAACGACUUCGGCAUCAAGUACAACCUCGCGCACGGUGGCCCCGCGCCCGAAUCGGUGACGAACAAGAUCUUCGAGACUUCCAAGACACUGGGGUCGUACAAGAUCGCCAGCAUCUCCGACGUUGACAUAUCCACACUGGGCACCAAGACGUACGGGAACCUCGAGGUCGAGGUGGUGGAUAGCACGGCCGACUACAUGGAGAUGCUCAGGGAUAUCUUCGACUUUGACCUGAUCAAGAAGUUCUUCGCAACGCAUAGCGACUUCAAGGUUCUUUUUGACGGCAUGUCGGGUGUCACCGGGCCAUAUGGCAAAGCGAUCUUCGAGAAGGAGCUUGGUCUCGGCCCUGAGUCCACCCAGAACUGCGAGCCGUCGCCCGACUUCAACGGCGGCCACCCGGACCCCAACCUGACUUAUGCGCACGAGCUCGUCGAGGUUGUUGAGAAGAAACAGAUCCCCUUCGGCGCCGCCUCGGAUGGAGACGGCGAUCGGAACAUGAUUUACGGUGCUGGUGCCUUCGUGUCCCCCGGUGACAGCCUGGCCAUCAUUGCUCACCAUGCCAAGCUGAUUCCGUAUUUCAAGAAGAAUGGGGUCUACGGGUUGGCUCGCAGCAUGCCCACGUCCGGGGCCGUUGAUCUGGUGGCGAAGAAGCAGGGCCUGGACUGUUACGAGGUGCCCACGGGGUGGAAGUUCUUUUGUGCCCUGUUCGAUGCCGACAAGCUGUCUAUCUGCGGCGAGGAGUCGUUCGGGACCGGAAGUAACCACAUCCGGGAGAAAGACGGCCUCUGGGCAAUUGUGGCCUGGCUUAACGUCAUCGCAGGUCUUGGCGUGGCGAACCCUGGUGUUGCGCCGAGUAUCAAGCAAAUCCAGAAGGAUUUCUGGACCGAGUAUGGUCGUACCUUCUUCACCCGCUAUGACUAUGAAGACGUCGAUGCGGAUGGCGCCAACAGGGUGGUCGGUGUUCUAAAGGACCUAGUGGCCGACUCUAACUUCAUCGGCAGCAAAGUGGGAGACCGCACUGUGACCGGGGCCGGCAACUUCUCUUACACCGACCUGGAUGGCUCGGUAUCGGCAAACCAGGGCCUGUACGCCUGCUUCUCAUCCGGUAGCCGGAUUGUCGUUCGACUCUCCGGGACCGGCUCAUCGGGCGCCACGAUUCGCCUGUACAUUGAACAACACAGCAGCGACCCAGCCACGUAUGGCAUGGAUGCACAGGACUUCCUGAGGCCCGAGAUCAAUAUGGCGACGGAGCUCCUAAAGUUCAAGGAGUUCAUCGGUCGGGACGAGCCGGAUGUGAAGACGUAG